Molecule: messenger RNA, 702 nt
Organism: Postia placenta MAD-698-R-SB12
Lineage: Eukaryota; Fungi; Basidiomycota; Agaricomycetes; Polyporales; Adustoporiaceae
Exons: 1
Coding region: 1-702 (233 amino acids)
Source: RefSeq, a predicted model, not a curated record
AUGGCGCCCCCUGCGAUCCUGUUUGUCUUCUCCGAGCCCGGGUCAAACGUCACGGAAGAGGAGUUCCAUGACUGGUACGACAACGAGCACAUCCCUCUUCUUGUCGACAUAUCCGCCUUCCGCUCCUGGACGCGGUGGGCCGCGGUUGACGGAACAAAGCCCGCCUACGGCGCUGCGUAUGAUCUUGAAUCGUAUGAUGUAAUGCAGCAGCCGUCUUACAAGGCGCUCGUGGAGACGAGGAGCGAGCGGGAGAAGGACAUCCUGAAGCGAAUUCAGGUGGUGGACUGGAGGAUAUACGAGCUGCAUGGGGGCCCCACUACACCGCCGUCAGCGCUGUUCGACCCCGCCAAACCCGCCUCUUACGCUGCCUUCGUCUUCAUUACAACAAAACCCGAGUUCGAGGAGGAAUUCAACAAGUGGUAUGAUGAGGAGCACAUCCCGCUGCUUGCGAAGGUCCGAGGAUGGAUCAGGAGCCGGCGGUUCCGGCUGAAGGACUGGGGCCAUAUGGGUGUCGAGGUAACGAAAGAGCCACCGAAAUAUUUCGCAGUGCACGAGUGGGCGACGCUUGAUGGGACUAGAAGUGAGGAAUAUAGGGCCGCUUUGGAGUCGCCAUGGACGAAGAGGAUGGAGGAGACCUUUCUGGCACGGGAUGUGCGGGUCAUGUCGCUUUUGAAGACAUGGGAUCGACCUAGUCUCCUGUGA